Molecule: messenger RNA, 2144 nt
Organism: Gadus morhua (Atlantic cod)
Lineage: Eukaryota; Metazoa; Chordata; Actinopteri; Gadiformes; Gadidae
Gene: b4gat1
Product: beta-1,4-glucuronyltransferase 1
Exons: 2
Coding region: 328-1620 (430 amino acids)
Biological process (GO): protein O-linked glycosylation via mannose
Cellular component (GO): Golgi apparatus
Molecular function (GO): glucuronosyltransferase activity
Source: RefSeq, a predicted model, not a curated record
CAGCAUCACCAUCGAAGAGAGAGAAAAACAACAACCACAGAAUACGUCGAUGUGGAUGAUGCUUUAGACCACAUAACUGUCCAUUUCAAGAUACAAAAGUUACACAACGAUACCGAAUGCUGAGCGAUAGUAAUGACAAAUAUUAGAGCUUAAUCUUCACUACCAACUAAUAAUGUAAGACUUGCUGUGAUCUGCUGCGUUGCUCGCAUUAUGGUACCGUAUGCAAAAUAAGCAACGAGGAUAGCCCCUGCAUUUCCUGGCAUUUGACUGAUAGCUUGAUUAUUUAAACUUGCUUCAUGUGAUCAUCCGUCUCUUCGUUGCUCUGGAAUGCAUCUCUCCAAGAAAUGCUCCUUCUUCAAAGUGGUGCUCGUUGCCCUUCUCAUCGUGGCGCUCCUGCAGCUCUUCUACCUAUCGUUCUUAUCCAAGUUUCACGGUAAGCAGCAACGCUAUCGUUAUUCCGAGCUUUUCGGAGGAACUGGCAAGAAAAAUGCCCACACCGAAAAAAACUCUAGAAAAGAGCAUAUGCGAUAUUCCCUGUCCACGGGGGGGAUGUUUGACAGCAGUGGGCAGUAUCGUGUGUACAGGAAUCUCAUCAAAAGUGACUUUACAUCGAAUCAAGCGCUUGGUUCAGAAGGCCGGUCAAACGUCCUGACAUUGUGCACGCACACCACCAUCAACAACCUGUAUCACUUAGAAUCCCUCGUUCAAAGGUGGCAAAACCCACUCUCUGUGGCCAUCUUUGCGCACGGGCAAGAUGUCAAGUUCGCCACAGCGCUGGUCUACGCCCUCAGCUUCUUCUGCCCUCAGAUCCAAGCGCUGGUGGACUUCCACUUGGUGUGUCUCUCCGGGGAGUACGCCAGUUUCCCAGAGCACGACCGCGAGCACUUGUCGGGCCUGGAGGACUGCGCCUCGGUGUUCUCGCGCCUCGAGACACACCGCGACAAGUACAAAAACUACGCCAUCCACGGGAACGUCUCUUACCCCAACAACCUCCUGCGCAACGUGGCCCGCAGCGGCACGGAGGCGUCCUACGUGCUCGUGAUCGACGUCGACAUGGCGCCCAGCACGGACCUCCACCCGCAGUUCCUUGCGAUGAUCGCGCGGCGUCCGCCGGCCGGCGACGAGGUGUUCGUUCUUCCCGCGUUCGAGAUCCGACACGUGCGGAAGCUGCCCGCCUCCAAGCCGGAGCUGGUGCAGCUGUACCAGGUGGGCGAGGUGCGGCCGUUCUAUGAGGAGCUGUGCCCGCGCUGCCAGGCGCCCACCAACUACUCGCAGUGGGUCAACAACCACGCCCGGGACGCGGGGCCGCUGGACGUGGCCUACACGCUGGCCUGGGUGGACCCCUGGGAGCCCUUCUACAUCGGGCCGAGCGCCGUGCCCCUGUACGACGAGGCCUUCAAGCAGUACGGCUUCAACCGCAUCAGCCAGGCCUGUGAGCUCCACGUGGCGGGCUACAGGUUCUCGGUGCUGACGUCAGCCUUCGUGGUGCACCGGGGCUUCAAGGUGCAGGGUGAGUUCCACGCCAAGAAGGACGAGGAGAACAAGCACAACCGGGUGCUCUUCCGUAACUUCAAGGCGGCCCUCAAGACCAAGUACCUGAGCUCCAACCGCCACUGCUAGGGGGAAGGCCAGACGCUUCCUACGUACGGUGUGCGUUUGGGUACAAACUCUGCUCGAUGCAAUGUGAUGUUUUGAGGGUUUUUUUGGUGGGUGAAAGGACUUUAUAGAUUUUUUGAGCGGAUGUAGCACGAAUGGGGUUCUUUGACUUGACCAAUGAGACGACACUCAAAAGGCCAUGUAAUGUGCUGUUUUGUCGGAUCUAUGUAAUUAACUGUGCCGUUUUGGUCACCGUCCGACUUAAAACGCAAAAAAUGACACUCAAAUCCAAAGUAGACACUACAUAGAUGCUGACAUGUUGUUUGAGGCCAUUUUGUCGACUAAAAGUGAAAGGUUCACUUAAUUAAUAAUUUCUUGAUAAGCUAGAAAUAUCCAUUGAUCGGUUGGUUAUCUGCAAUAAUUGAAUUACAGUGCUCUAGAGCAAGACAAAAAAAAAACACACACAAGAAGAGGGUGUCUUUGUAUGCCUCUGUAUGUUUUGAGCAAUCUGCAAAUAAAACACAAUUUUAUAAAAACCUCAAAAACCA